AUGCCUAAACUGUUUCGUAAGAAAGAGAAGAAGAAAGGCACUUCAGAUGCACCAGAAAGACCUUUGGAUUCGAUCCCGACCACCGUAACCACCUCUGGUGGUCAAUCCAGCAACAUCGGCGCCCCAAACAUCGCCGAGACGAAUACCAAUGUUAUCAAAAGCGAAAGUAAAAACGAUGUCACUGGUGAAGCGGGACCAGGGAGCGAGCCGCGGGUCCAUGAGCGGGUUCGUAGAUCAAAUACGGAAAAGUGGCUCGCUCAAGCUGCGCUCAUUCUCAAUCUGACCAAGAGUGCUGCCGAUGCGGCUGGUCUUGCACCGCUCAAAGGCGCUUGUGAGGGCGCAGUGACCGUCCUUGAGGUCAUCCAGGCUUUCAAUAACGGCAGAUCUGCUUGGAAUGAACUCGCCAAAACCAUUCAGAUGCAAAUCGGUGCAUUCAAUGCCCAACUAAACCAGCCUGGAAUCAACGACGUGGUCGAUGACUCGGUCAAAGGCCCGAUUGCAAACUACAUUGCUACGCUCAAGGAACUGCUCGCCGACGUGUGCGAAGACGCUGACAUCAACAAGACCAAUUUCGAGAAUAAAGAGGGGCUCUUGAAGAUGUUUGUGAAGCGCAGUGGCACAAGCAAGCUGGAAACGGAUAUAAUCAGCACCUACGAAAAGCGUUUGAAGACUGCGGAAUCAGCAAUACUCCGCUCUCUUACGUUCUAUGUUUCUGUCGCCGUGACAGAGUUUGCGGAUGCCGCCGUGUUGGGCAGACUGCGAGGACCCGAAUACAAACGGCCCUCAGGAUGUCAACCAGGAACGCGUAUUGACGUACUCCACGCAUGCCAGGAAUGGGUGGCAAACCGUGAAGCACCCAACAUCCUCUGGAUCAAAGCCGCACCUGGAGCGGGGAAAACGGCCAUUGCAUCCAGUCUUGUAGACCUACUUGAGAUCAAGAAGAAGCGACUCGGCUCAAGCUUCUUCUUUCGUCGUCAAGAAAGUACUACUCGUACGACAGAUGCACUCUGGCGUAACGUUGCAUACGACUUGGCACGUCACCCAACCGUCCGAAAGCAUCUUUGCAGCGCAAUGAAAAAGGAGCAAAUCGACUUGUCAACAUCCAGUAUCACCGAUCUAUUUCUGCAAUUAAUUACGGAACCGCUAUCGAAAAUUAGUAGCCCCCCCUUGGAAAUUUCUCCAGUGGUCGUCGUCGAUGCACUCGACGAGUGCGGUGGGAUUGAGGGUCGGUCGUCUGUCGAUCGUAGGAGCCUGAUGCAGACGUUGAUCUGUUGGUCCAAGCUUCCAUCUAGCUUCAAGCUCAUCGUCACCAGUCGUGAAGAGACGGACAUCGUAAACGUCCUCGGUAGGAUCGACGGGAAUAAGCCACUAGCCAUUGAGCUAAAAGUAGGCAAAGAAGCAGACCAGGGAGUACAAACCGAUAUACGAGCCGUCUUGAGUCUAAAGCUGCAGUCAAUUGCGACUGAGUAUCCGUCAUUGGGACCAGAGUGGCCCGGACCCAAACAGCUGGAUCAGUUGACGGAGAAGGCGAGUGGUCUGUUCAUCUGGGCUACAACAGUGGUGGACUUGAUCGAAGCUGGCCCUCCGGAGGAUCGACUUGAGGAAGUCCUGACGGGUGAAGGGAAGAAUCAUCUCGGCCAACUCUAUGCGCAAGUACUGCAUAUUGCGUCUCGAGGACAUGGCGAGAAGGAGCGGGAUCGUUUGCUCGCCAUGCUUGGCGCGAUUAUUGUGGCAAAGGAACCAUUAUCUCUCCCGACAUUGGCUAAACUCCUUUCAUUGAAGCAGUCGAUAUUGGAGAACUUUUGCAACGGACUUCGCUCAGUAUUGGAUCAAGAAGGCCCACUUCGAUUCCGACAUCAAUCGUUUGUCGACUUCCUGCUCGAGAACAAGCAAGAUGCACCAGAAUUCAGUUUAACGACGUCUAUCUGUGAGCAAAGCAUUGCCAACCAGUGCCUGCAGGUGAUGAAGAACAAUCUAAAGUUCAACAUUGGCGGCAUCCCAUCGUCCGACCAACUCAAUGUCGAGAGUUUGAGAGCAAUCACAUCCAUUGAAGAUUGCAUUCCGUCACAUUUGAAAUAUGUAUCUCGGUACUGGGCCGAUCAUUUGGUUCUCACGCCUCUCAAUGAUGAGACAAUGGCUCUUGUCCGACACUUUCUCACAUCGCAAUUUCUAGCCUGGCUCGAGGUUGCCAGCCUAUGUGAAUUUACAGAUGCAUUACAGUCUAUUCUCUGCAACCUGACCAGAUGGCUGAAGAGAACCAAUGAGGAAGAGCUAGUAGCUUUAGGAGAGGAUAUGUGUCAAUUUGUGGCUCACUUCGGCCACGUGAUAUCCAUGAGCGCUCCUCAUAUUUACAUUUCAGCAUUGCCUUUCUCUCCAAAUUGCUCUGAAGUGAGAAGACAUUACCACCCUCAAUAUCCAUCCACACUGGCCAUUCUUGAUGGGGGGUAUCAAACAUGGUCUCCAUUGCUUGGUUCACUUUAUGGACAUACUGAUAAGGUCCUUUCUGUCGCCUUCUCGCCAGACGGUCACAAGAUCGUUUCUGGAUCCUUGGACAAGACGGUGCGGGUAUGGAAUGCAGAGACGGGCGAACCGCUUGGACCCGCGCUCGAGGGACAUACCAAUGCGGUCUCCUCUGUCGCCUUCUCGCCAGACGGUCACAAGAUCGUUUCUGGAUCCUCGGACAAGACGGUGCGGGUAUGGAAUGCAGAGACGGGCGAACCGCUUGGACCCGCGCUCGAGGGACAUACCAAUGCGGUCUCCUCUGUCGCCUUCUCGCCAGACGGUCACAAGAUCGUUUCUGGAUCCUCGGACAAGACGGUGCGGGUAUGGAAUGCAGAGACGGGCGAACCGCUUGGACCCGCGCUCGAGGGACAUACCGAUGCGGUCUCCUCUGUCGCCUUCUCGCCAGACGGUCACAAGAUCGUUUCUGGAUCCUUGGACAAGACGGUGCGGGUAUGGAAUGCAGAGACGGGCGAACCGCUUGGACCCGCGCUCAAGGGACAUACCGAUGGGGUCUCCUCUGUCGCCUUCUCGCCAGACGGUCACAAGAUCGUUUCUGGAUCCUGGGACAAAACGGUGCGGGUAUGGAAUGCAGAGACGGGCGAACCGCUUGGACCCGCGCUCAAGGGACAUACCGAUGGGGUCUCCUCUGUCGCCUUCUCGCCAGACGGUCACAAGAUCGUUUCUGGAUCCUGGGACAAGACGGUGUGGGUAUGGAAUGCAGAGACGGGCGAACUGCUUGGACCCGCGCUCGAGGGACAUACCGAUGCGGUCUACUCUGUCGCCUUCUCGCCAGACGGUCACAAGAUCGUUUCUGGAUCUGAGGACAAGACGGUGCGGGUAUGGAAUGCAGAGACGGGCGAACCGCUUGGACCCGCGCUCGAGGGACAUACCGAUGGGGUCUACUCUGUCGCCUUCUCGCCAGACGGUCACAAGAUCGUUUCUGGAUCCUGGGACAAGACGGUGCGGGUAUGGAAUGCAGAGACGGGCGAACCGCUUGGACCCGCGCUCGAGGGACAUACCGAUGGGGUCUCCUCUGUCGCCUUCUCACCAGACGGUCACAAGAUCGUUUCUGGAUCCUGGGACAAGACGGUGCGGGUAUGUAAUGCAGAGACGGGCGAACCGCUUGGACCUGCGCUCGAGGGACAUACCGAUGGGGUCUCCUCUGUUGCCUUCUCGCCAGACGGUCACAAGAUCGUUUCUGGAUCCUGGGACAAGACGGUGCGGGUAUGGAAUGCAGAGACGGGCGAACCGCUUGGACCCGCGCUCGAGGGACAUACCGAUGCGGUCUGGUCUGUCGCCUUCUCGCCAGACGGUCACAAGAUCGUUUCUGGAUCCUUGGACAAGACGGUGCGGGUAUGGAAUGCAGAGACGGGCGAACCGCUUGGACCCGCGCUCGAGGGACAUACCAAUGCGGUCUCCUCUGUCGCCUUCUCGCCAGACGGUCACAAGAUCGUUUCUGGAUCCUUGGACAAGACGGUGCGGGUAUGGAAUGCAGAGACGGGCGAACCGCUUGGACCCGCGCUCGAGGGACAUACCAAUGCGGUCUCCUCUGUCGCCUUCUCGCCAGAUGGUCACAAGAUCGUUUCUGGAUCCUUGGACAAGACGGUGCGGGUAUGGAAUGCAGAGACGGGCGAACCGCUUGGACCCGCGCUCGAGGGACAUACCGAUGCGGUCUGGUCUGUCGCCUUCUCGCCAGACGGUCACAAGAUCGUUUCUGGAUCCUUGGACAAGACGGUGCGGGUAUGGAAUACAGAGACGGGCGAACCGCUUGGACCCGCGCUCGAGGGACAUACCGAUGCGGUCUGGUCUGUCGCCUUCUCGCCAGACGGUCACAAGAUCGUUUCUGGAUCCUUGGACAAGACGGUGCGGGUAUGGAAUGCAGAGACGGGCGAACCACUUGGACCCGCGCUCGAGGGACAUACCGAUGCGGUCUGGUCUGUCGCCUUCUCGCCAGACGGUCACAAGAUCGUUUCUGGAUCCUUGGACAAGACGGUGCGGGUAUGGAAUGCAGAGACGGGCGAACCGCUUGGACCCGCGCUCGAGGGACAUACCGAUGCGGUCUGGUCUGUCGCCUUCUCGCCAGACGGUCACAAGAUCGUUUCUGGAUCCUCGGACAAGACGGUGCGGGUAUGGAAUGCAGAGACGGGCGAACCGCUUGGACCCGCGCUCGAGGGACAUACCAAUGCGGUCUCCUCUGUCGCCUUCUCGCCAGACGGUCACAAGAUCGUUUCUGGAUCUGAGGACAAGACGGUGCGGGUAUGGAAUGCAGAGACGGGCGAACCGCUUGGACCCGCGCUCGAGGGACAUACCGAUGCGGUCUGGUCUGUCGCCUUCUCGCCAGACGGUCACAAGAUCGUUUCUGGAUCCUUGGACAAGACGGUGCGGGUAUGGAAUGCAGAGACGGGCGAACCGCUUGGACCCGCGCUCGAGGGACAUACCAAUGCGGUCUUGUCUGUCGCCUUCUCGCCAGACAGUCACAGGAUUGUUUCUGGUGACAUUGACAGAAAAUUGCAGAUUUCAAAUAGUGCAGCAGGUGGCUCGCUUCGCAUUACAUAUCAGCAGCACCGUCUUGAUCAUGAUGGCUGGUUAGUGGGACCCAAUGACAAGCAUCUGAUUUGGGUACCAGAAAUCUUUCGAACUGGGCUU
This is a messenger RNA of Serendipita indica DSM 11827, 5148 nucleotides long. Lineage: Eukaryota; Fungi; Basidiomycota; Agaricomycetes; Sebacinales; Serendipitaceae. The record is from the annotation of a GenBank genome assembly.